AUAUCAAAUUGUCUGAACGAAAGGCUGCCGUAUGGAGGAGGGGAACAGCUGAAAUUUCUCCAAAAAUACCAAUCCGCCUUCCAUGUUCUCGUCGCUGCCUCCGUCUGACGGCUCGAAGCUCCCUCCAGUUCCGAUCUAAACCCGCCGAAACCCUAAUCCCCAUGGCUGCCGCCAUGGGCAACCCCAUCCUGACCCUCCCCGCACCGGAGGGCAACGGCACCGGGGGCGGCGACGCCGACCAGCAGCUGCAGCAGGCGCCGCCUAAGCCGCCUCCUCCCGGCGCGAAGACGGACCCCCCGGCGACGGUGGCCACCCACACGCGCACCAUCGGCAUCAUCCACCCUCCGCCCGACAUCCGCGUCAUCAUCGAGAAGACGGCUACCUUCGUCGCCAAGAACGGGCCCGAGUUCGAGCGCCGCAUCAUCUCCCUCAACCAGGGCAACGCCAAAUUCAACUUCCUGCAGCCCUCGGAUCCCUACCACGCCUACUACCAGCACCGCGUUUCCGAGAUAGCCGCUGCGCCGCCCGGCGCGGACGGCCCCUCGGGCGCCGAUACUGGCGCGGCUCCCGACGAAUCGCCAGCGUCGGCCCCGGCCGACGGCGCCGCCGCCGCACCCGUAGAUGGCGCUGCUGCGGACGCAAAGGCCGAUCACUCCGCGCCCUUCCGCGUGGGGCCGCCGCCCAAGGUGCUGGUGCCACCCAAGGCUGAGCUGUACACGGUGCGGCUGCCCGAGGGUAUCACAGGGGAGGAGCUGGACAUCAUCAAGCUGACCGCCCAAUUUGUGGCGCGGAACGGGAAGAACUUCCUGACGAGCCUGGCGCAACGCGAGAGCAACAACAUGCAGUUCCACUUCAUCCGACCCACGCACAGCAUGUUCCCCUUCUUUACGGCCCUCACAGAUGCGUACUCCAGGGUGCUGAGGCCGGCAGAGGGGGUGCCUGCAUUGCUAAAAGAGCUGAGGGAGGGGUCAAAGGACCUGACUACAGUGUUGGAGAGAUGCUUGAACCGGUUAGAGUGGGAUCGGUCGCAGGAGCAGGCAAGGCAGCAGGCAGAGGAUGAGGUUGAGCAGGAACGGAUGCAGAUGUCAAUGAUUGACUGGCAUGAUUUUGUUGUUGUGGAGACCAUUGAAUUUGCAGAUGAUGAGUAUGAGGGGCUUCCUGUGCCACUUACACUGGAGGAGUUGAAGCGCCAGAAGAGGAUGGAGAACUUGGGAGAGGAGGAAGCGAUGGAUUUGACUGAACCUUCUAAGGAGGUUGAGAUGGAAAUGGAUGAAGAGGAGAUGCAACUUGUUGAGGAAGGAAUGCGGGCAGCACGGCUUGAGGAGAAUGAUGGAGCAGCACAAGUUAGCUUGCCGGGUGAUGACGAGGCACCUAUGAGGAUUGUCAAGAACUACAAGAGGCCUGAGGAGAGGAUUCCGGCAGAGAGAGACCCAACUAAGUUUGUUGUCUCGCCAAUAACUGGGGAACUCAUUCCGAUCAGCGAGAUGGAGGAACACAUGCGCAUCUCACUCAUUGACCCUAAGUACAAGGAGCAGAAAGAGAGGAUGUUAGCCAAGAUCAAGGAGACUACCCUUGCACCUGAUGAUGAAAUAUCACGGAACAUUGUUGGCCUUGCUCGCACUCGCCCUGAUAUUUUUGGAACCACUGAGGAGGAGGUGUCUAACGCCGUCAAGGCAGAAAUUGAGAAGAAAAAGGAUGAACAGCCAAAGCAGGUUAUUUGGGAUGGUCAUUCUGGUAGCAUUGGACGCACUGCUACUCAUGCAUUAUCUCAGCCUCAGGGUGGUGAGGAACAGUUUGAUGCUACGAAUGUUGAUGGGAGGCCUGUUCCUGGUCCAGCUCCACUUGUCCGACCUGGCAUGCCGUUGCCUCGACCUCCUCAGCCACUUCCUCUUGUUAAUGUUCCUCGUUUUAUCGCUCCACCAGCACCAUACUCUGUUCCACCCCCAGGUUCUCAUAUGCCUGGAGUUCCACACAUGAUGCCUCACAUGCAUCUGCCUCCACAGCAGAUACCUGGCCAGCCGCCGAUGGUUAGGAUGCCAGGUCAAAUGGUUCAUAUGCCAACCAGCAUUCCUCCGCCUCCUGGCCAAACUCAGUUUAUGCCUGGUCCACCACGCACAUUUGCUAUGCCCCCAUCAUCGCACAUGCCACCCAUGAUCAAUCCCAUUGGAAUCCCUCAGCCUCCAGCACCGCCUCUGCCUCCACAGCCUCCUGCUGAAGAGCAACCACCUCCACCCGAUGAACCAGAACCUAAGAGGCAGAGAACAGAUGAUGCUUCUCUCAUCCCAGCAGAGCAGUACCUUGUUCAGCAUCCGGGUCCUGCUAGCAUCUCUGUAUCUGUACCCAACCUUGAUGAAGGGAACUUGCGAGGCCAAAUUUUGCAGAUUCCUGUCCAAUCACUGUCAGACACAGUUGGUAGUCUGAAGGAGCAAAUUGCUGGAGAGUUGCAACUCCCUGCUAAUAAGCAGAAGUUGAGUGUGAGGACUAGUUUCCUCAAAGACAACCUUACUCUUGCUUACUACAAUGUGGGUCCUGGAGUGGUGAUCAAUCUAACACUGAGGGAGCGUGGUGGGAGAAAGAAAUGAGUCUUUUGGUUCUCAGUUGGCAGUUUAAUGCUUACAACUAUAAUUCAGCAGCUAUCAUGGAGAACCAAUUCUUCUGUACAAUGUCGAUGACAGUACUAUUUGUUUGGUGGUUAUUUUGAAAGGGCAUCCAUUGCGUCACAGCUGAAGUAGGAGUUUUUUUUGUAUACGCUGAAAUAUCUGAAGUCAUUGGCAUACGUACCUGUUUUUUUGGUAUGGUGCUGCAUGCAACUUUCCAGUAUACGGACUGUUAAUUCAUUCCCAUGGCAUUAUGUUCCUUUAUCCUUACUUUUGUUGGUAUUGUGGUAGCAGUGCACAGGUUAGAUUUGAUCUUAGUUUGAAAUGUAUCUACUUUAGAUUUGGCUUUCAAUUGCCCCAAUUUUUCUCUAUAUUAUUUUUGAAGCGCGUAGACGCCGUUAAGAUUAAUGUAAUCUCUUCCCACAGAUCAAGCAAGAUAUGAUUCUGUGUGGAUCACUAGAGUUAGUUACUAGUUGUGGCUAAAAAAAUAGUUCAAAUCAGCUAGAGACAGACUAGUUAAAGACUGCUAUAAAAUACUCCCUCCGUUCUUUUUUAUUUAUCGCGUUUUAGUUUAAAAAUGAACUAGUCGGCGACAAUUAUUCGAGAACGGAGGUAGUAGCUUUUUAACUGUCUUCCUGAUUGAGUGGCUAGGCUAAUUUUAGCUAAAAAUAGUUUUUUACUUAUUGACACUUUCUGUUUAAAUGCACUAUGCCAAUUUUAGCUAUCUAACCAUGAGUUGUAUCAAAUAGACCCACAGACUAGUCACUAAGCAUUAAAUUUAUUCAUUUGUUUAAUAUAAUGUCCCAUGUAAUCACCGAACGGUCGAUCAUUCUAUUUUUUAUGUUCUUGAUCUGUUUACAUGUAGGGUCUGUUUGGACCCCUCUUAAGCUAAAGCAAAGGGACUAAAAUUUAGUCAUUUUAGGAGCUAAAGUACCAAAGCUAAAAGUGCCUAAAAUAUUACGGACCCCUCAGCUCACUCAAGGAGAAGUUAAGGCUCGCACUUCAAAAAUUUCAGGUCUAUUUUAACUUCUUCUAUAAACAGGUUCAGCUCCACAAGCUCUAUUUAAAAAAAAAACUAGAGGUCAAUUUCAUGAUAUUUUUGAAGCUAGUGCUUUAAAAAUACUGUUUUUAUACCUUCUCAUGAAGUUGCAUAAAAAUUACACACCAUGUCAUUGGUUACAUGAUUUAUCGAUUCAUGUCUUUUUCUCCACCUGCCAAUCAUCAAUGGUAAUUAAGGAAAAUUACACAAAUUAAUUGUAUUAUAGAAGAUAGAGUUUAUGCAUAAGUCAAACACUAUUGAACCCUGUCUUAUCAAUUUGUUGAAGUUGUUUCACAGUGAAGGUAGAAAAUCGAAGUUGUCAUUUUUAAAGUGAAGGCCUCCCAAACAGUGCCUAAAACUCGCUAUACUCCUCACCCCUCGGGUAACCCAUCUCGAAAGGUGCCCUUUUCUCAUAUUUGCAAAUGGACAACGGAAGCAUAAUUGCAGAUGAUGGAUGGUGGAAGAAGUGUACUCAUGUAUUCAUUUUAUUAUUGUUUGUAGUUCUGGUGCUGUACAAAUGAUUAAUACUUCUGUAUUUGUCAAGUUCAUUGUUUUGUGUCAUAGAAAAAGUAUUCGGACUGCAAGAAAUUUAAAUACGACCUGCCUUCUUAUAUUGAACAA
Messenger RNA from Zea mays, 4257 nucleotides. Its product is annotated as probable splicing factor 3A subunit 1. Gene Ontology annotation, cellular component: U2-type prespliceosome; U2 snRNP; catalytic step 2 spliceosome. The transcript is spliced from 5 exons. Gene Ontology annotation, biological process: regulation of alternative mRNA splicing, via spliceosome; mRNA cis splicing, via spliceosome. Gene Ontology annotation, molecular function: protein binding; RNA binding. Lineage: Eukaryota; Viridiplantae; Streptophyta; Magnoliopsida; Poales; Poaceae. The record is from RefSeq and is a predicted model, not a curated record. Bases 162 to 2582 code for a protein of 806 amino acids.